AUUAAAGAUGGGCAUUCCCCGCCUGUUUGACUGUGAUUUGGUGACUGCAUACAUUUCUGAAGAAGCCACUUCAAUUCUCGACCAACAUGCGUGCCACCACCCUCAUCUUAGCCAUUCUCGGCACCGCCGCGGCCUCGCACAAAUACCCUCAAGGCGGUCCUUCAUUCCCUGGCUGUUCCAAAAUCAUCGAACUGGUCGACGACGCGCAUCAGCAGUCCCAAGCCACAGCCUUCUGCUCUUCGUAUCUACCUUCUUGGUCAGCGCCGACGCUGACGAAAACAACGACAAAGACAAUUCGCACUGGAACUACCAUCACCCGUACAACAUCCGUCGAUGCCACCAGUCUCGUCACAACUUGCGUGGUCCCUACCACUACGCCACCGGCCAAACGUGACGCCCAUUCGACGCCAAAACCUCAAGCCUGGUCGAAUUACCCUCCUGGACCCUUCAUCUCCUCUGCCUGCAGUUGUCUUCGUCCCGCGCGCUCAACCACGACGAACACAAUCACCAAGACAUCAAUCACAUCUAUAGUGACUUCUGUCAGUACUGUGGUAACUGCGACCACCACGAUCAACGCAGUUCAGACAUUCCAAAUUUACGGAAUCAGGCCGGGAACAAACCCUAACGUCUACUUCGUCGUUAUGGACUCCUCGGAGUCGUCUGAGCCCGCCAGCUAUGUUACGGAACUACAUCCUGCUGUCGAAUCCGACGGCUCGGAGUACAUGCUCUACCCGAACGGGUCGCUUGUCAUCCUGGACACCGGAUCUGCGUUUUCGACCUCAACGCCCGGGGCGCCCAGCCCUGCGGGAAGUCUUGCGUUCCAGUAUACCAGCGGCGAAUUUCCCAGCGACGAGAUAAUCAUGUUUGCAGGUGGGGACAGUGGAAUUUCGUACCCCGCCGGCGCGACCUCCGUUGCGUGUACGAUUGCGACCAACUCGGAUGGUACGUGUCCCUUGACCUGCGCUGUGAAUGGGAACACGGCGCCGGACGAAGGCUCUAAUGGGGCUAUCGCGAUCGGACCGGAGGAGUUGGCUGGCUUAGAAGGCAUCGAGGUCAUUCUUUAUGCCAUCGGGUCUGCUCCCGCAACCGGCGCUGAUCGUCUUUCUUGAGCUCAUCUACUAAGCAUGUGAGCGCAAAAUCGUGCAUCAGGCUGCGUGGACGCAUUAAUGCCACUGAUGCGCUGAUUACAUCCUUGGCUUCUGCCAUACCAUCCUCCACACGCACGUUCUUCAAGCCUUCAGAGUCGAGUCGAGGAUGUCCUUCCCCUCAAUCUUCCUUCCUCUUCUCC
Molecule: messenger RNA, 1288 nt
Organism: Neohortaea acidophila
Lineage: Eukaryota; Fungi; Ascomycota; Dothideomycetes; Mycosphaerellales; Teratosphaeriaceae
Exons: 3
Coding region: 87-1109 (340 amino acids)
Source: RefSeq, a predicted model, not a curated record